CCAAACACUGCCUGUAGUGUGCUUGUGAUAUAUCGUUUCGUUAUAGUAAGCUAAGGUUGUCGAGACAUGGCCAGCAAGCCACGACCACAAUCUCAGAAGAGAGAGCGUCGGUUGUUCUCAACAUCCGAUGACACAGCCAUGAUGAAGCAAAUUCAGGUCACACAUGCACCUGAUGGUCGUGAAGUUGAUGUCAGGCCCAUUAUCCACAUCGUUGAGGAAAUCCUGAUUCACUCCAUUGCUAGCAGUAUUGAGGAUGGAGACCUUCGUGGAAAACGACUGGAAGCCGACAUGGAGAAGGCUGCUGCUUUUGCUGAAUUCGACAUGCUUGAUUCAUUAGCUUUUGUCGUGCACAAAAUUUCCUGCGAGUUAACAUGCAAGUGCUCAGGAGGUGGAGAUGCACAUGCAACAACAAUGGUGAUACUGAACAUCUUGUCUAGCUAUCCAUGGCAUGCAAAAGUUGUAUUAACCCUUGCAGCUUUUGCUGUUAACUUUGGGGAAUUCUGGCUUGUUUCUCAACAAAGUGCUGCAAACACACUUGCCAAAUCUGUGGCUCUCCUUAAGCAACUUCCUGACCUUGCAGAGAAUUCCACCUCUCUGAGACCCCAAUUCGACGCAGUGAAUAAGCUCUUGAAGGCAACUCUGGAUGUAACAAGGUGCAUCAUUGAGUUCAAGGAACUUCCAUCAGAGUACAUUUCAGAGGACACUCCUCCUAUGUCUGUUGCCAGUGCUCAUAUUCCUGUUGCUACCUAUUGGACCAUCAGAAGCAUUGUGGCUUGUUCCACACAGAUUACCAGUUUUAUAGGCUUGAGAAAUGAGUACAUUUCACAAACCACAGAGUCAUGGGAAUUAUCAAGCUUGGCUUAUAAAGUCAGCAGUAUUUAUGAGCACCUCAGGAACCAAUUGGAACUCUGCCAACAAUAUAUAGAUGACAAGAGACACAUAGAGGCCUUUCAUACUCUGGUGGGUCUUUUCAAGACAACUCACCUAGACAACAUGAAAAUCCUCAGAGCCCUUAUAUACGCCAAGGAUGACCCACCACCACUUAUAGAUUGUUCUAGCAAAACAAGGGUUAGUCUCGAGGCACUAAGGAGGAAGCAUGUGUUACUUCUCAUAUCAGAUCUUGAUCUUUCACUGGAAGAGAUUAUAAUACUCGACAACUUGUAUAAAGAUGCAAGAUCUAGGGGUGACACACACUAUGAAAUGGUAUGGAUUCCAGUUGUGAACAGAGCAACCUGGAAUGAUCUGAAUAAGAAAAAGUUUGAGAAUUUACAGUCAUCAAUGACGUGGUACAGUGUGCGUGAUCCUAUGAUCAUUGAACCAGCAGUGAUUAAGUAUAUCAAAGAAGUAUGGAAUUUCACAAAGAAAGCUAUAGUAGUGGCUCUAGAUCCACAAGGUAGAUUGUCAUCUCCAAAUGCGCUACACAUGAUCUGGAUAUGGGGAAACUUGGCCUUCCCAUUCACUCACGAAAAAGAGGAAAGCUUGUGGAAGUCAGAGAUUUGGAGCCUGGAGCUACUUGUUGAUGGCAUUGAUCCUGCUGUGCUGGAAUGGAUGGCUGAAGGCAAGUUCAUAUGCCUAUAUGGAGGUGAAGAUCUUGAAUGGAUUCAAACAUUUACAACCGCAGUAUUAACUGUCGCAAAAGCAGCAAAUUUACCACUUGAGAUGGUUUAUGUGGGAAAGAGCAACGCCAAAGAGAGAAUGCAAAAAAUGAUCACUACAUUCAGCACAAGAAAGUUCAGUUACUUCUGGCCAAAUGUCACCUCCAUUUGGUUCUUCUGGGCAAGACUAGAGAGCAUGCUGUACUCCAAGUUGCAGCACGGGAAGUCAGUGGAGGAUGAUCAAAUUUUGAAUGAAGUCAUGACUGUGCUCAGCUUCGACGGAAGUGAUAAGGGAUGGGCAAUUUUCUGCAAAGGCACUGCUGAAAUGGCCAGAGCAAAGGGAGAUACAGCUUUGACUUGCCUUAGAGACUUUGAGAUUUGGAGGGAAAGUGUUGGACGUGUUGGGUUUUUGCAAGCACUAAAGGAUUACUUGGAGCAACUUCACACUCCUCAUCAUUGUAAUCGUCUUAUCCUUCCUGGGACUGCGGGAGGCAUACCAGAGAGGGUUGUAUGUGCUGAAUGCGGCCGUCAGAUGGAGAAGUACUUCAUGUAUCGUUGCUGUGUGGAGUAAAAGGAAGUGUCCAGUAUAGAGUUUUUGUUCGGUAAAAAGUGCCUAUUGCAUCACCUAUGGACAAUACUCAGAAAUGGGUGACAGAUGGAUGAAUGUGAUAAGCAUUACUUACCCAAGAUCGUUUUCAUCAAGUAUUGGAUUGAGAUUUGGUUGUAGUAUUAAGUUCAGUCUUUGUCAUGUAUCAUUAGCCUGUGAUGCUGGAGAUUAUGUUUGUGUGUGCAAGUUCUCUAGGGCUCAAUGUUUCUAACAUUAGGGCAGUAGAGUCCGUAGCUAAUAAACAAUGAUGUUAAAGUUUAAUACUACAAUAAUGUUCAAGUCUUUCAUCUUUCUA
This is a messenger RNA of Prosopis cineraria, 2497 nucleotides long. RefSeq names its product protein SIEVE ELEMENT OCCLUSION B-like. The record is from RefSeq and is a predicted model, not a curated record. Lineage: Eukaryota; Viridiplantae; Streptophyta; Magnoliopsida; Fabales; Fabaceae. Bases 67 to 2166 code for a protein of 699 amino acids. The transcript has 7 exons. Gene Ontology annotation, biological process: phloem development.